Molecule: messenger RNA, 887 nt
Organism: Argentina anserina (silverweed cinquefoil)
Lineage: Eukaryota; Viridiplantae; Streptophyta; Magnoliopsida; Rosales; Rosaceae
Product: auxin-responsive protein SAUR32-like
Exons: 1
Coding region: 256-600 (114 amino acids)
Biological process (GO): response to auxin
Source: RefSeq, a predicted model, not a curated record
UCCCUUUCUUCUUCGUAUACGUUUUGCACUUGAACAAGUCCCUAUAGAACAUGACCAACGUACCGCGGUCUCUCAGUUACUCUUCCCUAACCCUAUUCAAGCAAGCCAUCGCUGCCUCAGAUCCAUGGCCCUUCUCCUGCGUUUUCCUCUGAGAUUCUUCAUCUAGCUAGGGCACUAGGGUUUGUUUCUGCGAUCUUCCUCCUCGCCUUCUUUUCCUCCUUUCUCUUUUCCGGGUUGGUUUUUUAAUUUUCAGAUAUGGGUACGAAUUUCCAUAUACACCUCCCUCACCUUCAUCAUCACAACAACCACAAGAACAAGCAGGUGAAUGGCCGAGACGUUCCGAAGGGGUGUCUGGCGAUCAAGGUAGGCCUGGGAGAAGAGCAGCAGAGGUUCGUGGUACCUGUGCUUUACUUCAACCACCCGCUCUUCAUUCAGCUCUUGAAGGAAGCCGAGGAGGAGUACGGGUUUGAUCAGAAGGGCACCAUCACCAUCCCUUGCCAUGUGCAGGAAUUCCGGUACGUUCAGGGCAUGAUUGAUAGGGAGCGGUCAGUUCACGGCCACCACAAUCACCACCACGUAGGAGGGUGCUUUAGGGUUUGAUGAUCAUCAAGAAACCGGUCGAUCAAAGAUUGUAUCUUGUGCUAGAAUAGGUUUUGAGACCCAAUUUCAAUUGUGGAAAUUUUGGAGUCUUUGUUUCUUAUUUUUUGUGUUUUGGUUGUUAAUUGGAAGAUGAUGGAAAAGGUGAGGUGGUGAUAAUGGAUGAUGAUGAUGAAAAGUUUCUUAGAGUUAAUGUGGCUUGCAAAGUGGUCAUUUUUAAUUUUGUGUAGGAAUCAUAUUAAAGAAAAAAUAGAGUUUACUCACUCAAGAGUACUCGAGAGCUUUUCUUU